Rhea pennata is the source of this 402-nucleotide messenger RNA. RefSeq lists its product as uncharacterized. Gene Ontology annotation, cellular component: nucleosome. NCBI's taxonomy places the organism in Eukaryota, Metazoa, Chordata, Aves, Rheiformes, Rheidae. Bases 1 to 402 code for a protein of 133 amino acids. The record is from RefSeq and is a predicted model, not a curated record. Gene Ontology annotation, molecular function: structural constituent of chromatin; DNA binding; protein heterodimerization activity. The transcript has a single exon.
AUGGUGCGGUCGAAGCAGGCGGCGGCCGGUGGGGCCGCGCGGCGGGUCCCCCGGGAGCGCGUGAAAAAGCUGCGUAAAACGCCUGAUUCUGUAGAAAAACGACUUCCAAAGCGUUUCGCGCAGCGAGCUGCGCCGCUCUGGCAGAAGCUCCGUUCCUCCUCGAAGCUUUCGCCUCGUUUUUUGCCUGCCUCGUCGAUCCUGAGGUUGCUCCGGGGGGUUCCUGGUUUCCGGAGAGGCUUCAGGGUCCAGGCGGCCGCCGUCGCGGCUCUGCAGGUGGGCUGUGAGGCGCAUUUACUGACCUUGCUCGACGAUUGGGGGCAGUGCGCUCUGCACGCCAGGCGAGCCGUGGUUCAGGCUGCUGAUGUGAAGCUUGUGAGGUUCCUGCGAGGGCAGAGAAGCUGA